GGGGGAAAAAAAUAGUGUCUGUUCCCUGAGAGGCCCUGGGUAUAACUCAGGAUUGUGAGCCGCAGUCUCAGUUUUCAGCACCUUCAGAAAGCCAUCUGGUCCCCCUACUCACAACCUGAUCCAUGCCCAUUUGCCUGGGGCAAAUUCUGGGUUUGUAUCACUAAGGCACGGGGUAGCAGCCCCCACCCUGGAAUGGCCCCAGGAAUCUGGGACCCAGUGAAGUCCUGUCCUAUCUGCCUUCCCAGCCCACUGCAUUUCCCCGCCUCAGUUGUGACCUCAUGUUAUUCCAGAGUGAGCUCCCUUCCUGGGCCUGUUUUUCUGCUGGACCCUGCCCCAGAUUGUGGCAGGGGGCUGUGGUGGGAAUGGAAUGCACUGAGCUGGCAGCCGUGGAGGGCCUGGCUUGGAGGGAGACACCUGCUCAGGUGGCCAGGAAUGGAUGCCAGCCCAGCCAAGGGGGUCCUUGUGCCAUGGCCAGCCUGACCCAGCAGGCUUCACCCCUAGUGGCCACCAGGUAGGGAGGGGGAGAAACCAAAGACUAGAAGGUAAGAAGGAUUGAACUGCAAAAUGGGCCACAAAGCGGAAGGGAAAAGAGACUCAGAUUUGGGGAAGCUACCCUUCCACUGGCCUUGGGGACAGCUGUCAGGGUAAGAGACAAAGACCCAAGCCUCAGACCAUGCCUCCCAGGCAGCACAUGAGGGAUGCUGGCUUCUCCCCACCCCACCCCCCAGCUGCCUUCCUCACAAUGGGCUUCAUUGCUGAGGUGGGAGGGGCCGCCCAGGGAGGGCACAGCAGGAGGCCUGCCAGACAGCCCCGGGGAGCCUACCUUUCAAGCAUGAGCCAGACCACCUGGGCUCCCUCACUCCCAGUGUGCUCUUAGCUCUGCCUGCCUGGCCUGAGGUCCUGGAGACCUUCUUGGAGCUAGUCCAGCAACCAUCAUGCAAGGUGGUGCUGGUGGCUGCCCUCUUGCUUGGAGGCGGAAGCCUCAUGCUGUGGAUUCAGAAGAAGAGAAGAAAGAUCACUGCUGGGUCUGUAGAAGACGACUUCGAGGCACCAGAAUCCCAUAAAGCAAAGAAAGAGGACUGGAUCAAGUCUCACUUUAGCCGCCUUUCUGAUGAAAAGCUGGAGGCCAGCAGCCAUGCCACCAUCGCCACUCCCCAGCCGGAGAGUGGGAGUGGGGAGGCAAGCACCAGGAUCCGUGUGGACACCUUCACCACAAGGCAUGGAGAGGGAGGCACUGCUCUCCAGCGGGAAUCCUUCACCAGCAAGCAGCGGACAUCGGGGUCCUCAGUGACCAAAGAAACCCACAAGGAGUCUGGGAAAUCCUCGUCCACGGAUGAGGCCACCUGGGCCGCAGUGGCUGCCUGCACCAAAGAGAUUGACUGCAAGGGGAGGCACCUGGCAAACUCCAUGCUACAGCGAGCCAGAGCUUGCCAGCUCUCAGGCCACCUGGAAUCCAAAGACAUCAACCAGGAGGAGUUGAAGGCCCUGGAGGAGGUGGAGAUGAAACUGAAAGGGAAUUUCCUCAUCCAGCAGGAGAACACCACAGCUGGCAUGAACCACACUCACACCUUCCAGGGCCACAGUCACUACGGCCACCAGAGCCACCAGAGUCAUCCAGUCCACCAGGGUCAACCAGUCCACCAGAGCCACCAGGCUCAUCCAGUCCACCAGAGCCACCAGCCUCAUCCAGGUCACCAGAGCCACCAGGCUCAUCCAAGUCACCAAAGCCACCAGAGUCAUCCAGGUCACCAGAGCCACCAGAGCCACAGCAUGCCCAACCGCAGCCACCAGAUCUAUGACCCCUUUGAAGCCACCUAAACAUGGAUGAAGAUGUCCCUUCCCCCAGCAAGGCUGGCAUACAUACCCAGGCAGUUUUCUCUCCUAUGUGGCAACCUAUAUGGCCCAGGGUGAGAUGCUGCUGGCAAAAUCCUCUCUUCUGCAGCCCCACAGGGGUCCCGGGCCCCUGCAACUCUAUGCAUGGGGUCUGCCACAGAUAACAGCCCCUGAUGUUGGGAGAGCUGAGAGGAGGCGAAGCAGCUGAGACACUCUGAGGCUCCUGAAGACCCAUGGAGAGAAGACAGACAAGGCAGACACCCAGGAGCAGUCAGGAGCCCCACACUGAUGCCAAAUGCCUGAAACUGAGCCAAUAAAGCCUUGUGUACCCUCACUCUGAGUCUGGAGGCUCUGUGGCCAACCUGAGGUCUGGGCAGGGAAUGGAGAGAAAGCUCCUUCUCCAGCAGUCCUCAGUGUGGGGGCCAUGGCCUGGGGUAUUUUCACUGGGCUCUUUUGAGACUCCUUAAAAUGGCUCCCUGGGUCUCAAAUUCAACACUCAUCAACCUGGCUAUGACAGCCAGGUGUUGGAGAUGAGGGAAAGAAAUGGGCUUUCAGAAGAGGGUAACCAAGUGGUAUGGGACAUAGGGCUCCUGUCUUCUUUGUGCCGUCCUCAUCAUGCCUAUUUCUUCUCAAGCUAUAUGACGUCCCUCACUGCAGUUCUCUCUCCCUGUCCCAGUGCCUCCCCAGGCCCACUGGGAUCCAUGUUUCCAUGUCGGUACCUCCCCACCGCCUACCUUCAGAGCUGUUAUGUUGGUAUAAUUUCUGUUCUUGUUUCUGUUACUAUUGCUGUGCCUGUGAAUGUGGCUGCUACCCUGUAUUAGUAAUACCAGUAUUACUAAUACUUCCAGCUUCCUCUUUUUGAGUUUUUAGCACAUGCCAUGCUCUGUGUUAAGGGUUAAAUGUUAAGUCACAGCCCCAUGAAGAAGGUAUUAUGUUAUCUCUGUUUUUCACAUGAGGAAUCUGAGGUUCAGAGAAAUUAUGCUGAGAAGACAUAGAUUGCAAGUGAUGUUGCUAGGAUUAAUCCCAGUUUUGCCAGAUUUCAGACCCAUACCACUAAUCUCAGCCCUGUACAGGCUUCUUCCCACCAUCCCCAUGGGGGUCUACUUCUCUCAUCCUUAUUCCUCACCUCUUCCUAGAUAUUCUGAUGCUUUCUCUGUUCUCAUGCAAGCCUGGGACUCAAACUGCCUCCUCCUCUUGUUUCCCAAGAAGCCAUUUCUGGGGCAAGGGGUGACCCCAAGUCAGUUAAAGCGAGGCAGCUGCCUCUCCCAUGAAAUUUGAGACAAGUCAGCUACAAGGUACUAUCUAAUCCCAAGUGACUACAAGAAAUUUGAACCAUUUGGAUCUAUUAUGAAUUUACCAGUGGUUCCCAGCCUGUGGACCUUAAACCCCAGCAAGAAGGGUGGGGGAGGGGAGGAAGUGCACAGCAUUACUGCAAAGGAUGGAUAAACCCAAAAUGUUGUCAUUUAAUUUUAUGAAGUACAGUUGCUAGGAGUAUUUGAAUUUUUUGACAUAACUAAUAGAUGACAAUAUUAGAAAAAAAACUGUUACUGUCAAGUUGAUUCCGACUCAUAGCAACCCUAUAAGACAAGAAGAACUGCCCCACAGGGUUUCCAAGGAGCAGCUGGUGGAUUCGAACUGCCGACCGUUUGGUUAGCAGCCGAGCUCUUAACCACUGUGCCACCAGGGCUCCAUGACCAUAUAUAUAUGUAUGUGUAUGUAUGUAUAUAUAUGUGUGCAUAUAUGUAUGUAUGUAUAUGUCACGGAUUGAAUUGUUCCCCCCCCAAAUAUCUGUCAACUUGACUAGGUCAUGAUUCCCUUGUAUGAUUGUCUACCAUUUUAUCAUCUGAUGUGAUUUCCCUAUGUGUUGUAAAUCCCAUCGCUAUAAGAUGUAUUAGCAGCAGUUAUGUUGAUGUUGUCUACAAGAUUAGAUAGUGUCUUAAGCCAUCUCUUGAGAUAUAAAAGAGAGAAGUGAGCAGAGAGACAUGCGGGACUUUAUACCACCAAGAAAGCAGUGCUGGGAGCAGAGCGUAUAUCCUUUGGACCUGAGGUUCCUGUGCUGAGAUGCUCCCAAACAAAGGGAAGACUGAUGAUGGGGACCUUCCUCCAGAGCCGACAGAGAGAGAAGGCCUUCCCCUGGAGCUGGCGCCCUGGGUUCAGACUUCUAGCCUACUGAAGUGUGAGAGAAUAAAACUUUCCUUUGUUGAAGCCAUCCACUUGUGGUAUUUCUGUUAUAGCAGCACUAGAUAAAUAAGACAGUUUGUAUACAUGUAUGUGUGUGUGUACGUACAUAUAUACAUACACACACACACAUCAAGAGGCAGUCGUUUGAACAGAACGAGGGGAUACUGCAUGGUUUAAAAUCAGGAAAAAUGUGCGUCAGGGUUGUAUCCUUUCACCAUACUUAUUCAAUCUGUAUGCUGAGCAGAUAAUCCGAAAAGCUAGACUAUAUGAAGAAGAAUGGGGCAUCAGGAUUGGAGGAAGACUCAUUAACAACCUGCUAUAUGCAGAUGAUACAACCUUGCUUGCUGAAAGUGAAGAGGACUUAAAACAUUGGUAAAGAUCAAAGACCACAGCCUUCAGUAUGGAUUACAUCUCAACAUAAAGUAAACAAAAAUCUUUACAACUGGACCAAUAAGCAACAUCAUGACAAACAGAAAAGAUUGAAGUUGUCAAGGAUUUCAUUUUACUUGGAACCACAAUCCAUGGAAGCAGCAGUCAAGAAAUCAAAAGACGCAUUGCACUGGGCAAAUCUGCUGCAAAAGACCUCUUUAAAGUGUUAAAAAACAAAGAUGUCACCUUGAAGACUCAGGUGUGCCUGACCCAAGCCAUGGGGUUUUGAGUUGCCUUAUAUGCAUGUGAAAACUGGAGGAAGAAUAAGGAAGACCAAAGAAAAAUUGACGCCUUUGAAUUGUGGUGUUGGCAAAGAAUAAAGAGUAUACCAUGGACUGCCAAAAGAACGAACAAAUCUGCCUUGGAAAAAGUACAACCAAAAUGCUUCUUAGAAGCAAGAAUGGCAAGACAAUGUCUCACAUACUUUGGACACGUUAUCAGGAAGGAUCAGUCCCUGAAGAAGGACAUCAUGCUUGGUAGAGUAGAGGGUCAUCAAAAAAGAGGAAGACCUUCAAUGAAAUGGAUUGACUGCAACCAUGGGCUAAAGUAUAACAAUGAUUAUGAGGAUGGCGUAGGACCAGGCAGUGUUUCGUUCUGUUGUACAUAGGGUGGCUAUGAGUUGGAACUGACUUGAUGGCACCUAAUAACAACUAUAUGUGUGUCCUGGUGGUACUAAUGGUUAAGCACUUGCCUACUAACUGAAAGAUUGGCAGUUCAAACCACCCAGUGACUCUACGGGAAAAAGACCUGGCGAUCUGCUCCCAUAGAGAUUACAGCCAAGAAAACCCUUUAGGGCAGUUCUACUAUGUUCCAUGGGGUCGCUAUGAGUCAGAAUUGACCCCACAAUUUUAGAUAUACAAAGCUAUAUGUAUGUAGUCAAUCACAUUGGCAAAUUUUGGAGACUGCUAAACUAGACAAAUGCAAGAGGGGGUUGGCUUCUGAAAGUGACUAUCAAAAUUUGUGCACAUAUCUGGACCACCUUAAAUCCCUUUUUAAAGCUCAUUACAUGAAAUUUUAGCGAACUACCACUUUGAAAUCUUAAAAAUAAGUUUUUUAACUGAUAAAAUUUAAAUAAGGUCUUUAGUUAAUGUUAUUGUACAAAUGUUCAUUUCCUGUUUCAGAUAAUUGUACUAGAGUUGUGUACGACAUUUUGGGGGGUGGGAGCUGGAGGAAAGGUGUAUGGAAACUCCCUGCAUUCUGCAAUUUUUCUGUAAAUCUAAAAGUAGUUCAAAAUUAAAAGUUAAGAAAGUUUUCAGACAAUUUAGUUAAGAGUACAUGGCAAAGUUUUAAUUACAGUUGUACUGCAAGGAAAACAGUCUCUAGCCAGCCAACUUAAGGAUAUACUCUUCGUAAGGGCGUUUUAUGAGAAAAGAGAAUGGCUAGAUGAUCAUUGUUAGAUUAGAUACAAAGAAGAUUUAUCUAGUCUGGGCUGGUUUCUCAGAGAAAGCUGAAUACCACUAAAAGUUCAUCAGAAAAUUGCUUAAGCAUUUUAUCAAGAAUGCGUACUUCUUCCCAGAGGGAAGUUCUGAAUAACAUCCUUGCAAAAAGGUUCUGCCCAAGACCAGGUUUGGGACAAUUUUUCUUUUACACAACAAAUUGCCAGCAGGCAUUGUGCUGGGUGUCAUGGAGCCCAAAAUGAGGAGGACACCAUCCAUGAACUGGAUGAUUCUAGGCACAGCAAGACAAGUACUGCACGAGGCGGACAGGACGCUGUGGAGCACCAAGGGGUAAGGAAUUGAAGAAGAGCUUAGUGACUCUUACGGCAUUUGAGGUGCUUCAACUAGGGAGGCGUUCCAGGCAAAAGGGAAUGGCAUGAGCAAGGGUUUGGAAGCGGGGAAGGGGCAGUGUGUCUGGGGGAACCUGGACAGUUUGAUUGAAGAGGAACGUGUAGAAAUAGGCAUGGAGUGGGAGAAAAGGCCAGAAAAAUGACUCUAAAGCUUAGUGCCAAGGAGGACUUUGGAGACCAUCCAAUCCAAUUCCCUCAUUUAAAGUGAAGGGCAGACUGAGAAAUUUUGCCUAAUCCUAGGGGAGGAGGGACUUGAAAGGUUCUGAGGCCCUCUGUGCAUUUGAGUAGGUAGGCAGCAAGGAACUGGUAAUGGAAGUUCAGAGGAGAGCUGUCCAGUGGAGGGAUCCCAGAAAGAAAGAGGAGGUGACAAAGAUGAGGGACUGAGAAGGCAUAACAGUGACUGGGGACACUCCUUAUAUAAAAGAGACUGUGAUUCCUCUUGGCCAUGGUAAGUCACCAUGUCGCUGGUACAUCUCAAUCCCAAACACCCAGUCCCCUUCCCAGGUCACACUGGCUUCCCUGAGCAACCAGCAUAACCGUGGGGGCAGGGGAGAGUAGCUUCUGAAAUGAGAAUGAGCCUCUUUGGUCCUUGAGUGCUGUCUCCCCUCCAACACCAGCUGUCCUCCUUCUCAAAGGAAAACUGCCACCUUCCUGAUUUAAGUCUUGAGCACUUUCUCCUGAGGCCAUAAUAAUUACAGCUCACAUCGAGUGCCAAGUUCUAUUCCAAGCCCUUUACAAAUAGCAUCUCAUUUAAACCUCAAGACAGCUCUGUGAGGAAGGUACUAAUAUUACCCCUAUUUUUCAGCUGACGAAGCUGAGGUUUGCCUAAGCCUUUUACCCAAGAUCUCAUAGCUGAUGAAGGGCCACACUGAGACUUCAAUCACAGCUUCUCUGACUUCAGAGCCUAUGCAUCGAACCAUUCUGCUUCUCCGCUACUCGCUUGCCUCGGUCCCCUGCG
Loxodonta africana (African savanna elephant) is the source of this 7187-nucleotide messenger RNA. RefSeq names its product chromosome 16 C10orf62 homolog (gene C16H10orf62). NCBI's taxonomy places the organism in Eukaryota, Metazoa, Chordata, Mammalia, Proboscidea, Elephantidae. Bases 985 to 1818 code for a protein of 277 amino acids. The record is from RefSeq and is a predicted model, not a curated record. The transcript has a single exon.